Messenger RNA from Trachymyrmex cornetzi, 511 nucleotides. RefSeq lists its product as uncharacterized. The transcript is spliced from 4 exons. Lineage: Eukaryota; Metazoa; Arthropoda; Insecta; Hymenoptera; Formicidae. The record is from RefSeq and is a predicted model, not a curated record. Bases 155 to 511 code for a protein of 118 amino acids.
AUAACGCUCGCAACACUCACGCUCGCAAUGACGCGAUCACCCGUUCCACUAACAUGAGCAUUGCGAUAAGUGGAACGAGUGAAGAGCAUCGUUAUUCGUGAUCGAUGUGAUCUUGUAUUUACAGUGGCAGAGAGUAAAAUUCGGAAAAAUAAGUAUGGAGAAAGUAUCUUUAUAUGAUCAUACAAGUGAUAAAAUGUGUGAUGUUAUGUUGUCUCCUGAUGAUGCUCGACGUGCUGUUUCAGAUAUUACUUUUGCUACAUCUGUCUUAAAUAUAGCAAUUUUACAGCAAAAUCAAGAAAAUAACAUGCAAACUGCAGCUAAUGAAAUUGCGACAACUGCAGUAGAUAAUGAUUCGUCAAUAGAUAAGUGUGAAGAAAGAUCUUUAUAUCGAUGGACUGAUUCAUGUGUUAUCUUUUUAUUACAAACAGAAUCUCAUAUUCUUCAUCAGAACUACAACUACUUUCACUGGAAGAAUAAUUCUUCAAUAUCUGUACAACAGAUACAAUUGUAA